Molecule: messenger RNA, 873 nt
Organism: Agelaius phoeniceus (red-winged blackbird)
Lineage: Eukaryota; Metazoa; Chordata; Aves; Passeriformes; Icteridae
Source: RefSeq, a predicted model, not a curated record
AUGGCCGCGGCAGCAGCUCCGCUCCUGUCUGGGCAGCGAAGCCCCGUCCAGCGGCGGCUCCGGGGUGUGAGUGCCCAGGCGGGUCAGGGCUUCACUCUGCAGCAGCCCCAGCCCAAGGUGGCAGUGGCAGUGGGGGAGACGCUCACCCUGAACUGCAUCACGUCUGGAGUUGCUGGACCAGGUCCUGUGAUGUGGCUGAAGGGCUGGGACAGUGGGAACAAGACUGUCUAUGACCAGAGUAAUGAGGAUCCCUCCUCCCGUGUGAUGAGAGCAGUGAAUGAGUCUAACACAGACUUCACCAUCCGCAUCAGGAACGUUCAGCCUGAUGAUGUUGGCACCUAUUACUGUGUGAAGUUUGUCAAGGGGAGCACUGGUGUUGAUGAGGUGUUUAGGCGUGGCAAUGGCACCGAGGUGUCUGUGCAAGAGGCAGCCCUGGUUCCUGGAAUGGUGGCUGCAGCUGUAGUGCUCUGCUUCCUCCUCCUCCUCCUCAGCCUCUUCGUGGCCCUUUGCAUGUACAGGAGGAAGCGCCAAGGUGGAGUGGGCAGCCCCUGCCCAGCCAGGACAGUGGCCAUGGGCAGCUUCUCAUCUGUCCCUCUGCAGUGCUGUGCAGGGACCCCUGGCACCCCCAGUGAAGUCCUGGAUGCAGAGAGCUCCCACCUGCCCAGCCAGCAGAGCAGCAAGGAGGAGAACAACAUCCACUACGCCGACCUGCAGCCCCUGCCCCUGGCGCCACGGCGUGGCAGGAGCCCGGGCACAGCCCCCACCGAGUAUGCCAGCCUCAGGGCAGCUGCCAAGUGACACCUGGCACCGCUGCCUGCACGGCCAGGAGGUGUCAGGGUGGGAGAAGGGACGUUUCUGCAGGACACCAGAAAG